Messenger RNA from Psilocybe cubensis, 1917 nucleotides. RefSeq lists its product as uncharacterized. The record is from RefSeq and is a predicted model, not a curated record. The transcript has 16 exons. The coding region runs from base 1 to 1917 and encodes 638 amino acids. Lineage: Eukaryota; Fungi; Basidiomycota; Agaricomycetes; Agaricales; Agrocybaceae.
AUGAGCAUCAGCGAAAGUCGCGUAGCUGGACCUAAGAUGAAUGAAAUGCGGCUUCAAGGUCUCUUCUUACGAGUAUCGAGGGAUCUUCUCUCAUCAACCCUCAUCGCCAAUGGCACGAACUACACAACGUCUUCCCUCAUCCACACGGCUGAGCUCAGAAACCUGGACACUGGCGCAGCGUUUUACUUCUCAAGACACGACCAGUCGACAUCGACUGCACUGACCACGACGCAGUUGACUGUGACGACAUCUGCUGGAACUAUACUUAUCCCUUCAACUGGAAGUUUGACGUUCAACGGUCGGGAUAGCAAGAUCAUCGUCACAGACUACGUUUUUGGACAGAAUAACUUCAAAAUGCUGUAUUCGACGGCUGAGGUUAUGACCUGGACGACGAUUGGUUCUACUGACGUCAUUAUCCUCUACGCGCCCUCAGGCCAGAGUGGAGAGACUGCAAUUCAACUGACAAACCCCGUCCUAGACCUUUCAUCCUUCCCAAAUAUCUCAUCUAAAUUCUCUAACGGUCUCUUGACCUUGAAUUACAUCACUGGGGGUAGCCAACUUGUGCAAAUUCAAAAUGGCAAUACAAAUCUCGCAGUCUUUAUCAUGGACAAAGCUACUGCGAAUACAUGGCAUGCUCCCGUGCUGACUCAGAGUGGUACAUUUGGCAAUUACUUCUCGAUUGGAUCUAAUGCUACCGUACUUGUUGGAGGACCAUACCUCGUUCGAUCGGCCGCCGUGAUAAAUGAUACACUCGCCUUGGCUGGAGAUUUGAAUGGAACAACCACCAUCAAAGCCAUUGUUCCACCAAACGUCGAGAAGAUUACGUGGAAUUCUCAGCUUCUGACCUCUUCAAAGAACAGCUCCGGUCUUAUUAGCGCCAUUGCUCAAAGCAGCUUUCCAUCUCCUGCCAUCCCGCCGUUGCCCACUCUCACUAGGUGGAAGGUUUCUGGAAGUCUUCCGGAGAUCAGUCCCGACUUCGACGACUCUGGCUUUGCUACUGGUUCACAGACAACAACUAAUUACACCAACCUGCCGGUCCUCGCCGGAGAUAAAGUCUUGUAUUCCCAGCAAUACGGCUUCUAUGGAGGAAACCUCAUUUUCCGAGGCCAUUUCAACGCGACAGGUCAAGAAACGGCAAUCCAGACGACAGUUCAAUUUGGUUUCGCAGGUGGUUAUUCCGCAUGGCUUAACGGCGUGUUCUUGGGAUCGAGUCAAGGAAACUCGACUGUUAGCUUUACUACAGAUACUUGGAAAGUGACAUCUUCGAUGCUUCGUGUAGGGCGUGACAAUGUCUUUGUUAUUUUGCAAGACCACAUGGGCCAACGGCGGGAAGGAACCCCGCGGAAUUCGGGGCUUCGCGAUCAUAGGAGGAAGCGCAAAGGCGGAGCCGCGAACACCCCGGACACCUUCCGCGGAUACCUCAACGAAGGCGGGCUCUACGCAGAGCGAGUUGGCGCGCACCUCCCUGAUUUCCCGGACGCAUCUUGGGCAGACGGUACACCUCUCACAGGAGGAGGCGUCAAAGGGGCUGGGGUAAAUUUCUUCAGAACCACUUUUGAUCUUAGAGUGCCUGCUGGAAUUGACAUGCCCGUCCGGCUUUCUAUCACUCCCAGUGCUAUCACCUCCAACUUCCGAGCUCAGAUCUAUCUCAACGGGUGGCAAAUUGGGAAAUACAUCAACAACAUAGGCCCUCAAACUCUAUUCGUUCUUCCUGCAGGGAUCUUACGCCGCAAUUCGACCAACACACUAGCACUUUCCCUUUGGUCCCUUGAUGGGGGAGGUGCCAGCCUCGCAGGGUUGAACCUCGUAUCCGAUGGAACCUUCGAGACAUCCUUCCAGUUCAACGACUACGUGACGCCCGAUUAUGCAGACCAAGCACACCUGCGACCUGCUGCUAUCUUCGACGCGCCAAUGUGA